UGAACAUCCUCAGGUGAGAACGUCGAGGGCUCGGAUACGGAGAAAUGGUCUUCAAUGACUGCAAUUCAUGGGUCCUUGCCUUAUUUCAAAGUUCUUCUAUCACCGCGGCUGCCAGUGAUUUCGUUUAUGAUAGUUUUAUUUUUGAAUGCGUUGGUUUGCUUGGUGCAGCUCCGCAAGCAGAUUGAUUCUGCAGCAAUAUGUGCGAUAGUUACCAGGGCUCAAAGGAACACAAAAUGCUUGUUUUCAUAAUCUAAAAGUUGUAUCCGCG
Molecule: messenger RNA, 268 nt
Organism: Suillus subaureus
Lineage: Eukaryota; Fungi; Basidiomycota; Agaricomycetes; Boletales; Suillaceae
Exons: 1
Coding region: 55-249 (64 amino acids)
Source: RefSeq, a predicted model, not a curated record